UCUCAAAGACAGAGCGGACGUUCUUUCCAGCUCUGAUUGUGUCUACUCAGUGAGAUGUUUAGACUGUGAUGGGGUCUAUAUCGGACAAACCUCCCAAUCCCUAAAAAGAAGAUUCGCGGUUCACAAAAGCGACGUCAGACUACACCCUGACAGAUGUGCCCUUGCUUUGCAUGCUGCGAGAACUGGUCAUAUUUUCGAUUUCGAUAAUCCGAAGAUACUGUAUUCUUGCUCAAAUAACACCAAACGGGUUUUUUUGGAAAUGUGCUAUAUUAAUGAGCAAUCAAAUCCUAUCAAUAAACGUACCGACAUUAAGGGUCUUAGUAACAUUUAUAAUUAUUUGCUCGCUUUGGACUCCAAAAGCGACAUCUCUCCUCAACUUUCACAAACUUUAUAAUGUCAUCCCACAAAAUAUGAGGAUGGUAAUUGUUCUCACUUUCGCUUUGGACUCCGGGGCGACAUCUCUAUUCCAAAACUCAAAACCUAUUUCACUUUUAAAGAAAAAGAUUUGACAGAUUGUCAUAGUCCUCUGUGGUCUGAGGAUUUGUCUGUCCUCUGUGUCAACUUUUGGCGCCAUUGUGCUUGUAACCUAGUUUAGCGAUCUUUUUGACACGAUUUUGUUUGUGUUAUUACUUAGAGAAUAUUCAUGUAGUUUCUCGAGAUUGAUGUAGUUUUCUUCCUUCCAAUGAUUUGUAAUUGGUUGGACACAUGCUGAUUGUUUCUUUGCCAUUCUUUCCACAACUAGUCAAACAUGGGUUUCUACGAUGAGAUGAAGAACACCUAUGGAGAGGUAACAGUUAGAGACCUCAAAUCUUGGGCGAACCUGAACACCAGAUUGGCAAAAGCAAGAUGCAGAAGGAACUUCCUACUCAGAUGCCGAUCAACUGGCGUCAUUCCAAGACACAUCAAGCAGAACAUUAAAUGUAUUAACAAUUUGAUAGGCGACAACGCAGGGGACAACAGAAGAGCUCUCGCACUGAGCAAUAAGGUAUCUUCUACUCUGCUCAAUCUUGAAAUAUCGGUCACUAUCAGAAAGAUCAACUCGCUGCAUGCAGGCAUUAAGCAUAUCCGUGAAAGAUUGAUCCUUGUUCUUCCUAUACAUAUUAUAUCCAUUUUUGAACAGACUCAGUCUAGGUCCUCGGAUAGGAUCACUGUCUCUUCCACCAACGUUCUCAAACGCAAGUUUGAUUCCUUGAUCGAUAGAUCCAUCUCAGAUCUGAAAGUUAAAGAUUCGUGGUUUGCCAAUUUAACAGAUCAUGUUUUCCCACGGGACAUUAAACAUUUACUUAGUCUUGGUCCCAAAUUUGCCCAUUCUGUCCCCUCUAAUAUGUUGUCAAUUAAAUCUUUAUUGGCUGACUCCGAGUAUCUUGUGAGGUUGGCUCCACAGGAAUCGCAGGACUUACUCCGGGCUAAAUCUACCAAUGCCAUCACCAAUUUCGUCCACCAGGCUUGGAAGAAGAAUAACCCACAAUACGGACUCUUUUGCAAGACGAAAAGGUUCCUGAAGAACAAUGAUGACAUCGUCAUAACGAUGGCAGAUAAGGGCAAUGUCACGGUAGCCAUCACAAAGCAACAAUAUGAAGAGAAGCUCUUGAAUAUCGUCGAGGACACCAACGUUUAUAAGAAAUUAAACUCAGACCCCACAUCGAGGUAUCAGACAAGGAACAACAGCCUUGUCAAGGAUCUCAAAGACCAAGCAUACAUCAGUGCCACCACGGCGAGACAAUUGAAUAACUACAAAGGCAUUUCCCCCACUAUCUACGGUCUACCAAAGAUCCAUAAAGAGGGAACUCCUCUCAGACCUAUCGUCUCCACCAUUAAAUCCCCAACAAGUGAACUUAGCAAGUUUGUCGCCGACAUCCUCAAGUCAGCUUUCAAGGACGACUUCCACACUUGGGCAGUCAAGGAUUCUUUCGAUUUUGCGGAGAAGGUCAACAAUUUGCAGAUUCCUCCAGACCAUGAGAUCCUUUCGUUGGAUGUGAUCAGUCUUUUCACCAAUAUUUCCUGGGAGUUAACGGAGAAGAUAAUAGUAGACAAUUGGAGCAGGAUUGAGGCCGUCACGAACAUUCCUAGGCCUAAAUUUGUUAACCUAUUGAAGUUCCUGUUCGAUUCCAACUAUUUCAAAUAUAAAGGCGAAUUUUACUCUCAAAUCUUUGGGUGCCCAAUGGGCAGCAUCCUCAGCCCAACUUUGGCAGCUCUGGUGAUGACGGUGUUGAUCGGUUACUGCCUUGGCAAACUAUCUUUCAUUCCAGCAUUCUUGUUCCAGUAUGUUGAUGACAUUAUAUUGGCCAUUCCUUCAAAUAUGAAAGAAGAACUCCUAAGGAUCUUCAACUCCUUCAACCCACAUAUACAGUUUACCAUAGAAGAAGAGAAAGACAGAUUUGUCCCAUUCCUGGAUACCAAAGUGAUACGUUCUGAGGACAACACAGUAAAGCUGGAUUGGUACAGAAAGCCGACCAGCUCAGGAAGAUAUGUCCACUUCAAUUCAAGCCAUGAUUGGCAAAUGAAAAUCAACGUUGUUAACAACCUAAAGAACAGAAUAAUAGGCCUUACUCACAUGGAUUUCAAACAGAGUGCUCUGAACAGAUUAUAUGACAUCCUAAAAGAUAAUGGAUAUCCCCACGGCCUGCUUAAGAAGUUGAUAUUCUCGACAUCCAAUCGACGGAUCUCACCUGAUCCUCCUGAACAUCCUCCUACUACACUGCCUCAACAAAGACAGGACGCUCCCCACGAGAGCUCACAUAUAUAA
Molecule: messenger RNA, 2746 nt
Organism: Coccinella septempunctata (seven-spotted ladybird)
Lineage: Eukaryota; Metazoa; Arthropoda; Insecta; Coleoptera; Coccinellidae
Exons: 3
Coding region: 749-2746 (665 amino acids)
Source: RefSeq, a predicted model, not a curated record